AUUUUCUCUAGCGAGCAGCUUAGCCGGAAGUCGUGUCCGCUUGCUGCUGUUGAAUGAAGCUUUUUGUUGAAUAGACAAUCUUCGCUCUGUACUGUGUGUGUGCUGCAGUCAGCUGGAGAGACAUGAUGGCUAACAGGUUAGCUCACCGGUUAGCCUCACCAUGACCUGACCGCAGAGCUGCAGGCUUCACCGCCCACUUCACCUGACCAGGUACCAGGUACAGCAUAGUGUGUAGGCGAGGAGGUGCCGGUGGCAUGCGUACGGGCAGCAGCUGGAGGUGGCAACUCUCCCGGGCCAUGAGACUGGCGCCGCGCUGGUGCAGGCUGUGCCGCACGCAGAGAGGAGGCCGAGGCAGCGGGGCGACCAAGCCGUGGAUCGGAGGAAGGGUUUUGGAGCUGUGGAGCUACGCCAAGCUGCUGCUCAAGUCGCUGUACUUCAACAGCCUCACCAACGCGGACACUAUGCUGGACUGUGCGUUUGAACCCGUCUACUGGAUCGUGGACAAUGUGACCCGCUGGUUUGGAGUGGUGUUUGUCUGUCUUGUCAUACUACUGACGACCACAGUUGUGAUCAUCAUCUACCUGUUCGUCCUACCCACAAUUCUCAGCACUUACCCUGUGUACCGGAUCGUCUGGCACCUCUGCUGUGGCCACUGGCUCCUUAUCAUGGUGGUCUUCCAUUACUACAAGGCCACCACCACCUCCCCGGGACACCCACCCAAGGCCAAAGUUCAAAUUCCCUCCGUGUCCAUCUGUAAGAAAUGCAUCACUCCAAAACCGGCCAGGACGCACCACUGCAGCAUCUGCAACACGUGUAUUUUGAAGAUGGACCACCACUGUCCCUGGUUGAACAACUGUGUGGGCCACUGCAACCACCGCUACUUCUUCUCCUUCUGCCUGUACAUGACCUUGGGCUGCAUCUACUGCAGCGUCAGCAGCAAGGACUUGUUUCUGGAGGCCUACAGUGCUAUAGAGAGGUACUAUCAGACCCCUCCUCCAACCGACGCCUACACAGAGACUACUGCUCAAAAGUGUAUCAUCUUCCUCUGGGUGCUGACCAGCUCGGUGACGGUAGCUCUCGGAGGACUCACCCUCUGGCACAGCAUACUCAUCAGCAGAGGAGAGACCAGCGUGGAGCGGCACAUCAACAACAGAGAGAUCAGAAGACUCAAGGAGAAGGGCAAGGUGUUCAAAAAUCCAUUUCAUCAUGGUCCAAUGAACAACUGGAAGAUACUGUUGGGUGUGGAGAAAAGGAGUCACUGGUUCACACGGGUCCUCUUGCCCUCCGGCCAUGUUCCCAGUGGGGACGGCAUCAUGUGGGACUGCACCUUCACCAGAAGAGACCCCAUGGCCAUCUGAUCCUCACCCCUUUUUCCUCCAAACCAUAU
Molecule: messenger RNA, 1387 nt
Organism: Sebastes umbrosus (honeycomb rockfish)
Lineage: Eukaryota; Metazoa; Chordata; Actinopteri; Perciformes; Sebastidae
Gene: zdhhc16b
Product: zinc finger DHHC-type palmitoyltransferase 16b
Exons: 10
Coding region: 255-1358 (367 amino acids)
Biological process (GO): protein palmitoylation
Cellular component (GO): Golgi apparatus
Molecular function (GO): palmitoyltransferase activity
Source: RefSeq, a predicted model, not a curated record